Molecule: messenger RNA, 1317 nt
Organism: Phialemonium atrogriseum
Lineage: Eukaryota; Fungi; Ascomycota; Sordariomycetes; Cephalothecales; Cephalothecaceae
Product: Vps51/Vps67-domain-containing protein
Exons: 1
Coding region: 315-1223 (302 amino acids)
Source: RefSeq, a predicted model, not a curated record
UCUUGAUGUCAAGUUUGGGUUCUAAUUACUCUAAUUAUGCAAGCAGUGGGACCUUGCCUCUCAAUUGGCUGCUCGGAGCCCCUGCACGGCCACUAAAUUUAGCUAUGUCCCAAGCUGCCGGGACCUCCUUGACAACAGCGCGCCUCGUCAGCUAACCUCCAACCUCCAGCCUUGUCCAUCGAUAUCUUGUCACAGCUUGCGACCCUCGCAUAGGCAGUUGAAAGAAACGCAACUCGGUUGGUUGACGUCGUCUACAUACCCGAAAUAGCAUCCCCGCCUAGACCACACCCAUCCGCCCACGGACGCAUACCACCAUGUCCACCAUCGCCUCGCCGCGCGACCCCUCGGCGCCCUUCCCGCGACGCAUGAACUCUUCUCAGACAGUGACGACGCCGACCUCCUCCUCGCGGCCCAGCCUCGACGCCCCUCUCUCGGCAGCCGGAUCGCCCAACGCCGGAACCCCAACGGCAGGCAAGCGAAACAACCGCGCCGCCCUACGCGAGUACUACAACAUCCGCAAGACCAGCCCGGCCCCAACACCACCGACCCUCGAAGUAACCGACUACCCCCCGGACCCCAACAACAACGGCGGUGGCGGCGACGGAUCCCCACCCUCGCCCCUCCCGUCAGAGCUGGACAGGCCCGGGCUCGACGCGCCCGCGUUCGCGGCGCGGGCGCUGGGGACGGGCGGGCUGGCCGAGGUGCUGGCGCUGCAGGCGCGGGUGCUGGGGGAGAUGCGGGCGCUGGGGGCGGAGCGCAAGGCGCUCGUCUACGACAACUACAGCCGCCUGAUCAGCGCGACCGAGACGAUACGCCGCAUGCGCGCCGGCAUGGAUCCGCUGGACCCCGUGGCCGCCACGCUGGACCCCGCGGUGGCGAGGGUGUGCGAGCUUGCCAGCGGGGCGAGGGGGUUGGUUAGGGGGGGGCAGGGGCAGGGGGAGGGGGCCGACGGGGAGGAGGAGGAGGAGAGGUGGAGGAGGAGGAGGCGGACUAGGGAGUUGGCGGUUGAGGUGUUGGGGGUGCCGGAGAGGUUGCGGGGGUUGGUUGCGGAGGGGAGGGUGGAGGAGGCGAGGAGGGAGUGGGAGAUGCCGAGAAGGUUGCUGGAGACGUGGAAAGAGAAGGGAUUUGGGGGUGAGGAUGUGGAUGUGUGUAUAAGAGAAGGGGAUGCGGCUCUCAGGGGGGAUGAGGCUUUCAGGGAUGACGAGGGAGAUAGUACGGAAUAAUUGCUGGCCUAGGAGGAAGAGGUCGGGUGUUAUGAGCAAAGCCUGGGGACCGAGACUCACACACCAAUAUACCCAUAUUAUUUUCACGCCGAGA